Stylophora pistillata is the source of this 1909-nucleotide messenger RNA. RefSeq lists its product as uncharacterized. Gene Ontology annotation, biological process: nucleoside metabolic process. The record is from RefSeq and is a predicted model, not a curated record. Lineage: Eukaryota; Metazoa; Cnidaria; Anthozoa; Scleractinia; Pocilloporidae. Gene Ontology annotation, molecular function: methylthioadenosine nucleosidase activity; adenosylhomocysteine nucleosidase activity. Gene Ontology annotation, cellular component: cytosol.
AAGGAACCCUUUAAGAGUUACCACAACAGUAUUGGCUAUGUGUACUUUGGCUGCACAGGUGAUGGUCAAGGAAAGAAACUGAAAAUUGCAUUGAUGAGGUGCUCCAAAGGUUCAGAUGUUCCUGGGGGCUCUUUGUCUGCUGCAAAAGAUGCCAUCUCUCUACUUAGACCCAAGGCUACUUUUUCUGUUGGUGCGUGCAGUGGUUUGAACAACAGAGAGGUCGAGCUAGGAGAUGUGGUUGUUUCAUCAAAGCUGAUAACAGCUGCACACCAAACUCCCCCCAGCAGAAAUAUUGGUAACCUGAUCAAACAUGUGGCUGAUGGGUGGAAGGCACCUUUCCAAAAUGCUAAUGAAUGUAAUGCCAAAGUGCACUGUGAUGGAGUGGUUCUGAGUAUCCCAGAGGUAAACAAGGAGAUAAUUGACCGACAUCCUGAAGCAAUUGCAGUUGAAAUGGAAGGUGGAGGAGUGUUUGCAGCAGCCCAUGAUUUUAAGACAGAAUGGGUGGUAGUCAAAGGCAUCACAGACUUUGCAAAUGAAAGACAGUCUUCAAGUGAGAAAUGGAAACAAAUUGCUUGUGUGAUGGCGGCAUCUGUUGUGGCCAACAUUUUGAGUGAUUCAGUCAUAUUCCAAGAUUGGCCUCACUAUAAUGCACGUAUUUCUGUCUCAAUCUUUUUUUUUAAGGGAUAGAUAUAAUUUAGAUCUAAGUUCCCACGGCAUAUUUUUGUAUGGAUUGCAAUCAGAUUUCCGCCGCUUUCUCGAGUCCAGUCUUUUUCGUUCCUCCCCGAGAAGAGAGCUGUAACGUAUUUGAAAAAAUUAAUUGAUGCGUUCUCAGUUGUCACCGGAGAUGAAAUAGGACUCCAAUUCGAAUGGAUGGCACACAUAUAAUCGCCAUACGUCGACUAAAUUUAACUCUAAAACUGGAUGUGUCUUCUAUGGCUGCGAAGUAAAAGAUUCUAAAAAGAAAUCUAAGGUGUCUGAUUAGCGGAAAAGAAUUUGCGGCGUAGUGAAGAUUCCCCUUUCUCGUAUAGACGUGGAAGGUUACAUUUGUAACGAUGACUGCUAUCGACAAGUCAAGCGCCUUCGAAGGCUCCGAAAAGAUACAAAUACCCUUCAUCGCUCGUUCAAGGAAAAUUUUGAAGCGAUUAAUGGAACGAAGCGUGGUAUGCCCUGUGACUGCAGCAAUCGCAACUUCCCAACACCACAAUUACUGAUAAAAAAGGCGAUUUAAGGACGUCAAAGGAUGUGGUGAGCGUUUUGGGUUGAAACUUAAAACUCAUAAAUAAAUACAAAAUUACGACAAUUGAUUAAGUAAAGGUAAUAGGAAAGAAAUACACUGAGCCAACUUAAAACGAAAAUACUUACAUUGUUACGAUUACUGCAAAACUGCGCUUGACGAAAAAAACACUGUCCAAAGACGAAAUGAAGAAUGAAGGAACUGCUUGAAAGCGAACUGCAACUAGCGCGACCAACGAAAACUAGGUUUAUAGAUGCACGAAGAACUAACAUUAAUCAUGCGAAAACGACUAACGGAAAGUGCAAUCGACGCCAAUAACUGCGAAAGAACCAUUAAUGAACGAAAGUAUGUGAUAGGGAAAACAACAGAAGCUAACUAACCUGUGAAAAAACGCUAAUAGACGGCGAGAAACAGCAACAACACAAAAGAGACACCCUAAUUAAUGAUUGACUACAUUCCGUACUCUAAGAUCCUACAUGCCCUCCGCAAUCUCGCUAGGUGUUACCGCGUCUUCAACUUCACCGCGCAGCAGAUCAAGGGAGAAUUGAGGCCGCAAAAAACUAUCAUUAAGAACUAAUUUAUAAUAGCGCUUUCAAGAAGAAAAUAAAACUACACUGAGAAAUAUUAUGUGGUUCUUUCAAGGGGUCCAAAGAGAUUAGUUUCUUUUCAUUCUCU